CACGAACGCAAUCGUCGAUACCACGUAGGGUAAGCUCAGACAAAAAAGCAAAGAAGAAAAGACAAGAAGCUACAAUGGCGGAAAGUCAGAACACAGGUAACGCAAUUACGUUAACAAACGAACAAUUCAUCGCUCUUCUACAACAGAUACAGAUAUCUGCUACGAACGUCCCCACCGCAAAUGCCGCGCUACCGCAAGGUAAUUUUUCGCGAUGCACUUCUCGAUUCGAUGGAAAAAAGACGUCCGAUGUAGAAGCUUUUAUCGAUGCGAUCGUUACAUACAAAGAAUGCACAAAUAUAUCCGACGAAAACGCCCUAAAGGGACUACCGAUCCUACUCAUGGAUCUCGCCGCGACGUGGUGGCAGGGUGUCAAAUCUACAGUCAAUACGUGGAAUGCCGCAAUAGAUCUGCUAAAACUAACAUACGGACCUAAGAAACCGGCAUACCGUAUCUACAAAGAACUCUUCGCGCGGGAACAAGAAGAAAAUACAUCGACGGACGUAUUUAUAUGUAAAGCACGCGCCCUCCUUGCUAAACUUCCGUACAACACGCCGUUAACGGAAAGCAUCCAAUUAGAUAUGGUCUACGGAUUAUUGUCAUACAAGAUUCGAAAGGAGAUAUCACGUGAAAAAAUUACGUCAUUUUCGGAAUUAUUAGAUCUCGCGAGGGAAGUCAAAGAGACUCGAGCCGAAGAAAAUAACGACACAUCUAAACAAACGAUAUCGUUUCGUAAACAUGAAUCCCGUCUACGAUGUAAAUACUGCAAAAGUUUCGGACAUACGGUAGACGAAUGCAUGAAUCUUAAAAAGAAACAAGAAAACAGUCCGACCACGACUAGCAAAAAAGACAAAACGGAUUCGGAUACAGACGAUGCGCAAGCGAAUAGCCAACGUUCUCGGCCUACAGUUACUUGUUUCGGUUGCGGGAAUCCCGGGUAUCUCCGUAAAGAGUGCCCUAAGUGCAAUAAGACGGAUAAAAGCGGCAAAGGCAUAGCGAAGCCUGAUUUCUGCCUCGUAGACACAUCUCCGAUACAUGCAAAAUGCAAGAAACGAACGAUUCUCAACAUUGAAAUAUUAGGGGCGAAAGGCACUGGUCUGAUCGAUACAGCCGCAAAAAUGAGUGUCGCUGGUUACAGUCUAUAUAAAAUUCUAAUCGACAAAGAUCAAAAAUUCAAAGAAACAGACGCAUAUAUCGGACUGGCAGACGGUACGCGUAGCAGGGAACACGUUUUAUUAACAGAAGUUGACGUUCAUCUAAUGGAUCGCACGAUAAGUAUCACAUUCCUUAUAAUACCGCACGCAGAAAAUAAUUACACACUACUCGGCAUGGACUUUAUCGAAAAAGCGAAAAUUGUAAUAAAUGCUCCACAGCGUAUCUGGUAUUUUGCAGAUGAAAACGAACCGCGUGAGCUGAACUUUGAAGCUUCGGAAGGAACAUCUGACACUGUACAACUGAAUUACGUCGAGACACUAAGAAACAACGAAGCCCAAGUUCUGUCCUCAAAUCAGCGUGAUAAACUCAAUGAGUUUUUGUCUACUAACGAAGACAUCUUCGCACUAGGGGAGGAGCAGACAACGUACGCUGAACACGCCAUUGAAACAGGCGAUAACGCACCAGCAGCCGUACCACCGUAUAAAAUGCCCCGACAUAAGAAAGAAAUAUUGGAAAAGGAGCUUAAUGCUAUGCUAGAAGCAGAUAUUAUCGAAGAAUGCGAAUUCCAUGGGCGGCCCCAGUAG
Messenger RNA from Linepithema humile (Argentine ant), 1736 nucleotides. The record is from RefSeq and is a predicted model, not a curated record. NCBI's taxonomy places the organism in Eukaryota, Metazoa, Arthropoda, Insecta, Hymenoptera, Formicidae.